AUGUACACCAAGACCGCCCUGAUCGCCGCCCUGGCCGGUUCAGCGACCGCCGUCUUCGACGUCAGACCGGACCGCAUCCGUCGCGAUGUCGUUCCCCGUCAGACUGAGCUCUCCGCCGACCCAUGCCUCAAUGCCCUAGGCACAGUCUACGCCAACGCACCCACUCCUCCUCCCAAGAUUCUCUCCUAUGAGAUGACUGCUCCUCCUCAAACCGACCCUUGCAGCAUCACUGUCCCUGCGGAGCUGAGCGCCGAGUACUCGAGCUAUACCUCGGAGCUUCUGAGUUGGGUCGACGCCAACUCGGCCUCGAUCGCGUCGGCAGUGUCCGUUUGCUCCACUCUCUCCGAGUUCGAGACCGAGAUCCCGCUCUGCACGGCGGAACUCGGUAGUGGUGCUACGGAGUCUGGCUCUUCUGCACCAAAGACCACGGCUGCUGGCGGCGAUUUUCCCAAGUCUACCGGCGAGACAAAGACUGGAGCUGCCGCUGGCACAGGUGCCGGUGUCAGUGCGACAAGCGGCCGCAACAACCCAACGCAGGUUCCCGUCAACGUUGGAACCCGUCAGACCGGCAUGAUCGCAGCCGCUGCCGUUGCCGCUGGUUUUGUCGGUGUUGCCACGUUUUUGUAA
Colletotrichum costaricense is the source of this 627-nucleotide messenger RNA. Its product is annotated as infection structure specific protein. The transcript has a single exon. Lineage: Eukaryota; Fungi; Ascomycota; Sordariomycetes; Glomerellales; Glomerellaceae. The record is from RefSeq and is a predicted model, not a curated record. Bases 1 to 627 code for a protein of 208 amino acids.